GGCCAAGCUUUUUAAUAAGUAGGUCUUGUACAACAAAUCAUGAUUGGUUCUUUUAUGCAUGUACCCACGUAUCAUAGUGCAGCUAAGUAACUCAAGCCACGACCAAUGAGUCGCCAGCCACAAUCCACUUCCAAUGGUCGGCGGUUCCUGAACUAAAUUCUUAAUUCGUGUCGCGCCUCGUCCGACGGGAGAUUUUCUAGCCAGGUCAUCCACCUCGCCGACACCUAUACCAAUCCACGAAGACGAACCGACGAAGUAAUACAACCCGAAUUAACAGUUCAUUCACCACAUUCCUUUCUAAACCAAUAACAUAUCUAAUCACUACUCCAUAAUCAACCAUGCUCGGCACGCUCGUCGGCCUCGCCAUGCUCGUGGCUGCCUCCGUCGUAUUCAUCUACUACUCGCUGUGGACGUUGGCAAUGCCAUUCGUCGACUCCGACCACCCACUCCACAACUUCUUCCCACCACGAGUCUGGGCCAUCCGCAUACCCGUGAUCCUAAUCCUCCUCGGUUCCGCUGUCGUGGGCUCCUUCCUCAGCGUCGUCAUGAUCCGUAGUAACCGAAAGAAGGCCGCCAAGGCUAAGGCUGCUGCUGCUAAGAAGAAGGCGUAAAAGAGGUACUGAAACUUUAUACUAUGAUCACCCAAUUUACACAAUAUUAGGAACUGUGGAAACGUGUACCGUGUACGUCAUGUGAGACUAGGAAUCGGAGUGGGAGGAGGCUCAGUGAUUAAGAGGAGCUAUACUGUAAGAUAUCGCUCUGAAUCGGAUACCCGAUUUACUACGAAAACCACGAUAAAGCAAUGCCAAAAAUGAUCAUAUAUCUCAAGCAGUCUACGUUUAGAGCGAAAAGAAAUGUGAAAAUGCCGAGGCGACUUGAUGGUAUCUAAUUGAGUUGUGUU
Messenger RNA from Hypoxylon trugodes, 901 nucleotides. Its product is annotated as dolichol phosphate-mannose biosynthesis regulatory protein. Gene Ontology annotation, cellular component: dolichol-phosphate-mannose synthase complex; endoplasmic reticulum membrane. The coding region runs from base 339 to 611 and encodes 90 amino acids. NCBI's taxonomy places the organism in Eukaryota, Fungi, Ascomycota, Sordariomycetes, Xylariales, Hypoxylaceae. The transcript is spliced from 3 exons. Gene Ontology annotation, biological process: GPI anchor biosynthetic process. The record is from RefSeq and is a predicted model, not a curated record. Gene Ontology annotation, molecular function: enzyme regulator activity.